GACUCGGCGGGGAGGGACUUUCUGGACACUGCGCAACAAGUCUGAGGGCGCAAGAAGUGGAUGAUGAGAGUGAAUGGCAACACGGCAUGCGGUAGCUCAGACAGGAGACGGGUUUUAAGUGGAUGAUUGCGUACGAUUUUUAUUUUUAUUUUUUUGCCUCAACCACAUAUUUAAUUCAUGCUGUCGCUCGGAAAGGAUGCGUCGCAGUAAAGUUUAUCCGGACUCUGAAAGCACGCCGUUGGAAGUUUUCCCUACGCAUGCUGCAGCGCAGACAACAGUUUGUAGCACUUAUUAUCACAAAGAAUGGCAAACAUACAGCGUUUCACACCCCUGAUGUUUUACUUUUCUCUGGGGUUUCAUCGCAGAAGUGGCGCUGAAAGUUUACAGCUGUUGGGGACGCAGCAGGUGACCAGCAACGCACGAGAUUUGGACCGCAGCUCGAUCUCAGGCUGCACUUUAAUGUAACGGAAGGCAAUGUGAAAUGGUCCCGACUUGUCACAGAAGCUGGGAGGAUAUAACUUGAAAGGAGAGUGUUUUUUUAAAAAAAGAAUUUCAGUCCACCAUGAGGGCGCUGAGCUUACUGUGCGUAAUAGUCGGGCUGUGGGAGUCGAGCCUGAGCAACAGAAACUGUCCGGACCUGAUCGUUGACAGCUGUCACUGCUCGGCGGAGAGGUCCAAGGAGCUGAGCAGGCAGCACGUCCGAGUCAAAGUUGUGUGUGAUGAUGUGGACUUGAUGGACACCCUGCAGCCCAGCUUCUUACCCAACAGAACCGUUUCCCUAAACCUGAGUAACAACAAGAUCUCCCUGCUGAGGAAUGGCUCCUUCUAUGGCUUGGCUGCCCUGGAAAAACUGGACCUGAAGAAUAAUUUGAUAAGUACAGUGGAGCCCGGGGCCUUCCGUGGUCUGCUGGCUUUGAGGAGACUGGACCUGUCCAACAACAGGAUUGGCUGUCUCUCCCCUGAAAUGUUUUUAGAUCUGGGCAACCUCUCAAAAUUGAAUUUAUCUGGGAACAUCUUCUCCACACUGACCAUGGGACUCUUUACACACCUCGUGGCUCUCAGAGUGCUGCACUUCAGUACUGAGACUUUGUUCUGUGACUGUCAGCUUAAGUGGCUGCUCCUCUGGGCUCGAAGCAACUCGGUGGGGAUUGGCAACGACACGGUGUGUGUGUUCCCCACCCACCUCCAUGGACUGGAGUUUCGCAACCUACGUGAACAGCAGCUCAGAUGUGAUGGACCUCUGGAGAUGCCCCUCUUCCAGCUCAUCCCCUCCCAGAGACAACUGGUUUUUCGUGGAGACCGUCUACCCCUGCAGUGCACCGCCUCCUACCUGGACAUGUCGGUGGAGCUGCGGUGGCGUCACAACGGCCACAUCGUGACCACGCAGGAGGACCGGGGCGUCUACGUGGAGGAAACCCUGCUUCAUGACUGCUGCCUGCUGACCAGCGAGGUCAUCCUUUCCAACAUUGACGUGGGCAUCGCUGGCAUCUGGGAGUGCCUGGUGAGCAGUUCCCGUGGCAACAUUUCUCAGCAAAUGGAGAUAGUUGUUCUGGAGACGUCAGCACCGUAUUGCCCCUCUGACAGAGUCACCAACAACAAGGGGGACUUCAGGUGGCCAAAGACUUUAGCUGGCAUCCUGGCCUUUCUGCCCUGUGCUCCUGCCACCUUUGGCACUGCCCCCCACCCUUCUGGCAGCGCUCCUCACCCCUCCAGCCAGAGGGAGAAGAAGGCGUGGCGACGUUGCGACCGGGCUGGACGGUGGGCUGAAGAGGACUACACUCAGUGCCCGUAUGCCAGUGAACUGACCCGCGUGCUGCAUGAGCUCACACAGAUAACUGUUAAUACCACCAAUGCUCAGCCUUUAGGCCAGCAGUUAGUGGCCUUCACCAGCAGGGCAGCACACUUCACUGAUGUCAUGGAUGUCAUCUUUGUCACACACCUGGUGGAGAGACUGACAAGGCUGGUGGAGAAGCGUAGAGAUCUGGGGGACUAUAUUUCAGACAUAGCCAGUAACAUGAUGCUAGUGGAGGAGCAUAUCCUGUGGAUGGCACAGAAUGAGGCCAGAGCGUGCACUCGGAUCGUCCAGUGUGUGGAGCGUAUUGCCGACCUGGCGCUGACUGGAGACAAUCAGGUCAUUUCUAAGGUAUCUGCCAACAUAGCUCUCGAGGCCUUCCUGGUCCGGCCGUCUAACUUUCUCGGUCUGUCCUGCACGGCACUUCAACGACCCCCCUCAUCUGCCACCUCGCCUCUCCCUAACAGCCACUCCCACGUUGACAAGGACACGAGCAGAGAGCGUGAUGUAGUGGGGGAAUCGUUGCUCAACUUCAAAUGCCACACUGUCAACAACAGCGGCUCACCGGCCAGUCAGCUCAGCAAGAACUCAGUGGCAGUCGCCUCAAUCCAUUUACCGCUGGCUGGUACGCCUAUAUCCUCCUCUGCGUUGCAAUCUGUUGAUAACUCCACUUGCAAGCUGCAGUUUAUUGUGUUUCGCAAUGGGAAACUCUUUCCUUGCACUGGGAAUUCGUCAAAUCUCGCAGAUGAUGGGAAGCGAAGGAGCGUUUCAACACCAGUUGCUUUCACCAAAUUAGAUGGGUGCAGCCUCGGGGGCGCCGUGCACUCCGUUACUAUUGCUCUCAGGCACUUCGCACUGGGUGUAGACCCCACCGCAGCCUAUUGGGAUUUUGACCUGCUGGAUGGACACGGUGGCUGGAGGGCAGAGGGCUGCCACAUAACAGGCUCCGGGGGCAACACGACCACUAUUCAUUGCACCCAUCAUAAUAACUUUGCUGUGCUAAUGGAUCUGAAGAAGGUGCUGUCUUUUCCCCCAUACCCUGGGGAGUUUCUGCACCCGGUUGUGUAUGCCUGCACAGCGGUCAUGUUGCUCUGCCUCUUCGCCUCCAUCAUCACGUACAUAGUGCACCACAGCGCAAUCCGCAUCAGUCGGAAAGGAUGGCAUAUGCUUCUCAACUUCUGUUUCCACACGGCUCUGACCUUUGCAGUGUUUGCCGGCGGCAUCAAUCGAAUCAAAUACCCCAUCAUCUGUCAAGCAGUCGGAGUCGUGCUGCACUACUCGUCUCUGUCGACCAUGCUGUGGCUCGGAGUGACGGCCAGGAACAUUUAUAAACAGGUGACCAAGAAGCCUCCGCAGAGCCAAGAUGGUGACCCGCCUCCGCCCCCUAGACAGCCCCUGUUGAGAUUUUAUUUAGUCAGUGGUGGAGUGCCCCUCAUCAUCUGCGGGGUCACAGCAGCCGUCAAUAUAGACAACUACGGCAGCAAGGAGCAAGCGGCGUACUGCUGGAUGGCAUGGGAGCCCAGCCUGGGAGCCUUCUUUGGCCCCGUGGCCUUCAUCGUCCUGGUGACAUGCAUCUACUUCCUCUGUACCUUCAUCCAGCUGCGGCGACACCCAGAAAAGAAGUACGAGCUCAAGCAGUUGCCGGAGGAGCAGCAGAGGCUGGCUGCCGUCGACGUGCCGACCCACUGCCACCAGGGAGCUGAGCCUGGGGCUGUUGCAGCCCCACCCAGUGGGAGUCACUGCCCCGCUGGCUGCCCAGGCAUUCCCAUUAACCCCGCACUGCUGGCCAAUGAGCACUCCUUCAAGGCUCAGUUACGAACGGCGGCCUUCACCCUUUUUCUUUUCCUGGCCACCUGGACUUUCGGGGCGCUGGCUGUGUCACAGGGCCACUUCCUGGACAUGAUCUUCAGCUGCCUUUACGGUGCCUUCUCCGUCACCCUUGGCCUCUUCAUCCUCAUCCAUCACUGUGCCAAGCGUGACGAUGUCUGGCAUUGCUGGUGUUCCUGUUGUCCCGGACGACGUGCCAAUGCCUGCUCUGGCGCCCAUGGGCCUGCUCAAGCACGCCCCAAGGUCAACGUGAAUGGAGAUACCCCCGGGCAUGGCCACGGCCACAGCCACUGCCACCAUGACUCGCCAUGUCAGGGUAAAGCACUGAUGAGCUGCGGCCAUGGCAGUUUAGGUCACUGUAAACACGCCGCCCUUCCAUCCUCGCAAAAUCACGUGACGUGUCUGGCACCGGUGACGCCGUGCUGCGCCGCAAUGCAUAGCCAGCAGCUGAUGGAAGAAGAGCCGGCGGCUACACACGUGCUGCUACAUGCUGACCCAGAGGGUUACCGACCAGGUAUCCAGCUGCACCCCUGCCUAAAGAGCAGCACCAGGACUAAAGGCAGACACUUCAGCCGCCGGGCCGGGGCCGGUGCUUGCGGAGCAGGGAGUGAGAGGGAGUACGCCUAUCACAUCCCCUCCAGCGUGGAUGGAGGCAGCGUGCACAGCUCACACAGUGACAGCCCCCACAGCACACAUGAGCGUCACACCCACAUCUGUCCACAUCUGGCCCACGAAGGCCACCAUGAUGGGCAUCACACAUGCCACGCCGCUACAGCCACCACGCACGAGGCCCUGGCAUGCCAUAAUCCCUGCCACAGGCAUAUCUGCUGUGCCAAGGCAGACCUUUUCCCUUCGCUGUGCCCGGCAGAGGCAGGCGACACAGGCGUCUUCCUGUGUGGCUGCGGCAAAGUGGCCGAGCAGGACCCGACGGCAACACAUCACCAUCUGGAGAUGCACGCCCCGCGCAGACAAUCCUACCCCCAGAACCCGCCCAAUCAGAAUGGCAUUCUAAAGGGGGGCCUGCAUGAAGGACUCCUGUACACCUCAGACAGCACAGGGAAUAUACGCACUGGACCCUGGAAGAAUGAAACUACUGUGUAGUGUGGGAAGGAAAAACAGGGGAAAAAGGCAGCACCCCUGCCUCGUCCCGCCAAAAAUAAACCCUCGCCUCCCUUUCUAGAAUUAAAAAAAAAAAAAUGAAUUGGACAUUUUAAACAUCACAAUCAGCGUGGGAUAUUUUUAUUUUAAUGUCCUCAUGUUUUUAUGUGUGCUGUUUUACUGUACAGAAAUCUGAUAUCAUGUAAAUGCUCCCUGAAGAGCAUCCAUACACAGUACAGAAUCUCUUCCACCAAGAAGAAUUUGUGAAAUGUGUGUCACAUCACCAUCAGAUGUAAUUGAAGGUAUUUCCACUGUUCCAUAUUACUACAGAUCUCUAUCUAUAUAUAUACAAGAAAAUGAAUGGUUGUAUGUAUGAAUAUGUGUGUUAGUGCUCAAAGGCAACACGCUGCAAGAUUUUUUUACACUUUGAAUCUGAAUCCAUCAAAUAGUCUACAAUGACAGUGAACCUCCAGUACUUUAAAGAACUCUUGGCAUCCAUGUUUUAGACGACUAAACCAGCAAUUUUAGACUUCAUGGGUAUUUUUGCCAUUCAGUCAAGCAACUGUGAAUAUCUACUAGAGAUUUUCUAAAUAAUAUACAAAGAUACUGUCGCUUGCCAGAGAUGUGUGGAUGCCAGUUAAGUUGUGAAAAUUCAAAGCAACAGAAAAAGAGAAGUGAAAUUAAGCAUCCUCUUCCAGGUUGGUAUUGAUCGUGCUGACUGUAUGAUGUCUUCACUGUUGUGUUUCUUUCUUCUGGAGAGAAGUAAAUAACGGCAGCAUCAACAGCAACAGCGUAGCCAAUGUGAAUAGAGAGUUGGUGUCAUUGAGUCAUUGGAUCCAGCGUGAUAUUUAUUAACACUGUGCCACAUAGAGCGAGGUCCUCACAGCGAGUUCAUUGCCAAACUGGUGUGCAGGUUUUUUAUCCUCCUCAGCUCAGCUCGCACAUGCUAUCAGACAUCAGCAUAUGAUUCUUUACAUUUUAGGGAAAAAAGAGUGUGAAUGUGAUUAUAGAAGAAACAACAAGCUGCUUUGGGAAACUCGCCUGUGACUAAUGUCCUAUUAUUUUCCCUAAAUAAAAACAUUUUGGCCAACCUAAACCACUAUUAGCUAAAGCCACAAAAUGACACAUGGCAGAAAUGAGUGCAAAUGAAAUCCCUUUAUAUUUUAUUUAUUUUUAAGCUCCAAAGCAUGCAUGCCUUGUUGUGUGUAGCUAUCUGCUAUUUUUUAACAGUGUAAAUGAACGCUCAUCCAUGAAUAUAUUAUUUGCCUCGACUCGAUACAACUGCUGCAACCUUGUAUGUAUAAUUUUUGUCACACUCAGAUUAAGCCUAGUUCCCAACAAAUACUGUAUUAUUUCCCACUGGUAAUCUCCAUUUAACAAGACUUUAAGCUUAGUUUUAUCCUAGAAUCCAGUCCAGAAAAUCAUAAUGCUCUUGGUUCUGCUUUGGUAGAUAACUUGCGUCAGGAGAGGCCGAGGUUGAAGUAUGGAUAGUUUUUUUGUUACCAUGAAGGUCACAUUCUCUUUGAAGAAUUGCCACUCAGAAGAGAAGGCAAAAGGCGCUCCAUAUUGAUUUAGAAGCACUUGUUGUUUUUUUAUGAAUGAUGAUAUUGAGUAUGAUUCUCCAGACAAAACCAGUCAUACAUUUCGUCAGAAAAGUCAAACGUAAAAAAAAAGAAAGUACAUCCAAGCAGCACAUAUAAUCUCACAGCAAACUCUGCUCUCGCGAAACCACCUCAGCAUGCACACCAUCUCUUUAUCCAUCUUGUGCACUCUUGUCUGUGUAUAUAGAAUCAGUUUCUGAUGAAUUAUUUUAUAUGAGAUUUAAGAUAUUUAAGAAUAAAAUAAGUAUAUAUGUAAAGAAAGUUGUAUGGGGAAAAAAACUGACCCCUUAAUGUUAAUACUCAGUAUCUGAGUUUAGAAAUGUCCUUUUUGUUUUCAAAUGCCUUUUUCUGUUGCAAUUUUAGUUGACUUCAUAAAGUAUGCAGACUCGCCAUGUGUUGUGAGACUUAACCUGUCAUAUCAGAAAUAGAAAUGCACUACCCAUAAAUAACGUUUGGCCUGCCAGAAUAUAAUUUGUCACUUACAGUACAUUUAUCAUAGAAAUGUUUGUUCAGACAGAAAUAUCUGAAUUAAAAAAGUGACUUGUGCAGAAAAGAAAAGAGAAAUAUUAAUGUGAUACUCCCUUUAUUUGGACGGCAGGCUUUGAAUAGUGAAAGGAGGCCCUGGUAGACAUCAAAGAUGAUGCAUGAACCUCAUUGCUUUGCACAGGGCCACUGGAGUUAUUUCCAGGGUCUGGGACAAAAUGGGAUAUUAUGGGCCCAACUUAUGAGUUAUAAAACAGUGGCCCACAAUUGAUCACAUAAUACAGGCUCCUUUGAGCCACCUUAGAGGCUGGCAGUCAGUGGCCCUGGCUUUACAGUUAUUGGAAAGGGAUUUGUAACAGUAUCACAACAAAACAUUUGAAAUCAGCCUUUCUGGCCAAACCCACAUUAAACUGAGAGAACAUUGGUCUAGGUUUAUUGCUGUACAACAUGUGUAUUUGCUGGUGGUGUGUCUUAGGAGCAGCCUGAGCUUUUCAGUGUCUGUGAGACGAUGUGUUUGGUAUCAUAGGCCACCGUAAGCCAACUUCUCUGUUGUCAUCAGUAGCAGAUGUACUGCCCUAAACAAGCUUGCUGACUUAGUUUCGGCUCACCAGACGGCUGCUGGAAUAUUCACCUGUGGUACUGUGACAAAACCUAAAGCCAGUUUUCACUUUUUUCUACAUUGACACAGAUUCCAAUAAAUGUAUUUUUUCACCAUGCAACGGAUGAGAGCA
Messenger RNA from Siniperca chuatsi (mandarin fish), 7532 nucleotides. Its product is annotated as adhesion G protein-coupled receptor A1. Gene Ontology annotation, cellular component: plasma membrane; postsynaptic density; glutamatergic synapse. The coding region runs from base 563 to 4720 and encodes 1385 amino acids. Gene Ontology annotation, molecular function: G protein-coupled receptor activity; protein binding. Gene Ontology annotation, biological process: cell surface receptor signaling pathway; G protein-coupled receptor signaling pathway. The record is from RefSeq and is a predicted model, not a curated record. Lineage: Eukaryota; Metazoa; Chordata; Actinopteri; Centrarchiformes; Sinipercidae. The transcript has 19 exons.